Messenger RNA from Chaetomium globosum CBS 148.51, 765 nucleotides. RefSeq lists its product as uncharacterized. Bases 1 to 765 code for a protein of 254 amino acids. Gene Ontology annotation, biological process: transmembrane transport. Gene Ontology annotation, molecular function: transmembrane transporter activity. Gene Ontology annotation, cellular component: plasma membrane. The transcript has 3 exons. The record is from RefSeq and is a predicted model, not a curated record. Lineage: Eukaryota; Fungi; Ascomycota; Sordariomycetes; Sordariales; Chaetomiaceae.
AUGGCUUCGGAGGCCAAGAUGGACGACAUGGCCCCGGGGAGCGACCCGGAACGGAACUCGGUUCAUGGUGCCGCUGCUGAUGCCCCCGCCGGCCGAUGGGCCCGCUCCCGGGAUCUCCUCCACAAGCUCAUCACGCUUGGCCGCGUUGAGGUCCGGGGUAUCACACCGAUCCCGGUCAAGGAGCGGACCGUGGAGAGGACGGUGAAUAUCUUUACGCUGUGGUGGUCUAUGAAUACGAAUAUUCUAGGCAUCACCUUCGGCAUGCUUGCCCCGGUUUAUGGGCUCAAUCUGAGGGACAGCGCACUGAUCAUCCUGUUUUUUACGCUGUUGACCACUCUCCUUCCGGCAUACUUGUGCACUCUGGGUCCCAAGAUUGGUAUGCGGCAGAUGCUGCAAGCGCGGUACAGUUUUGGUCGCUACCUCGUCACGAUCCCCGUCCUGCUCAACCUGGCAACCCUCACAGGCUUCUGCGUCAUCAUGGCCGUCAUCGGCGGGCAGUGUCUCUCGUCCGUGGCCGACGGCAACCUCAGCGUGACGGUAGGCAUCGUGAUCACCGCCAUCCUGACGCUGGGUAUCUCCUUCUGCGGGUACACGGUGCUGCACAUGUACGAGCGCUACGCCUGGAUCCCCGCCAUCAUCUCCAUCAUCGUCGCCGUCGGCACCGGCGGCAAGGAGCUGCGCAACCAGGUCACCUACAACACGCCCCCGCCCGCCUCGUCCGUGCUGUCGUACGGCAUGAUCGUCGCCUCCUACAUGGUGCCGUGA